AACCGGGCCAUCUCUCAAACCCGAUUAUCCAUUAGGGGACAAGCAGAAAACCCUAAAACCUGACGUAGAAGGUGCGCGACCCAGAUCCUCAAAAUCAUUGGCAAAAGCUCGGUGCUUUAGCUCUCUAAGAUUACAAUGGGUUGGAAAGCAGCUGAGAAGCUCAUCAGGCACUGGAAAAUUCUCAGGGGUGACAAUGUAAUGAUAAUCAGGGGCAAAGAUAAAGGUGAAACUGGCAUUAUCAAACGCGUUGUUCGCUCUCAGAAUCGUGUAAUUGUUGAAGGGAAAAAUCUGGUAAAAAAGCACAUUAAGCAAGGUCCAGGUCAUGAAGGUGGUAUAUUUACUGUUGAGGCUCCACUUCAUGCCUCAAAUGUUCAAGUUCUUGAUCCUGUUACUGGGAAGCCUUGUAAGGUUGGAAUUAAAUAUCUAGAAGAUGGAACUAAGGUGAGAGUAUCUAGAGGUAUAGGAGCAUCUGGGUCUAUAAUUCCUCGCCCUGAGAUCUUGAAGAUAAGGAAAACACCAAGACCUACAGUUGCUGGUCCCAAGGAUACUCCCAUGGAUCUUGUGUUGGAGAAGACAUACGAUCCUAAGACCGGGAAGGGCAUGCCUGACAUUUAAAGAACCUCUUUCGAUCUCCUUGGAGGCAUGAAACAUAUUGAA
Messenger RNA from Durio zibethinus, 657 nucleotides. RefSeq lists its product as uncharacterized. Gene Ontology annotation, cellular component: ribosome. Lineage: Eukaryota; Viridiplantae; Streptophyta; Magnoliopsida; Malvales; Malvaceae. Gene Ontology annotation, molecular function: structural constituent of ribosome; RNA binding. The record is from RefSeq and is a predicted model, not a curated record. Gene Ontology annotation, biological process: translation.